AUGGAUUUUGUUACCCAUUUGCCUCGGACUAUGAAGAAUCAUGAUGCCAUCUGGGUUAUAGUGGACCGCCUGACUAAGAGCGCCCACUUUUUAGCUAUAAAUCUGAGGAUGUCCAUGACCAAGCUGGCCCAAUUAUAUAUCAACGAGAUAUUGAGAUUACAUGGAGUACCAUCUAGCAUAGUCUCGGAUCGAGACCCACGGUUCACCUCCCGCUUCUGGCAGACCUUGCAGAGUGCCUUGGGCAGUAGAUUGGCCAUGAGCUCCGCCUAUCACCCCCAGACAGACGGUCAGUCCGAGAGGACGAUCCAGUCUCUUGAGGACCUUCGGCGGACUUGUGCAAUAGAUCAUCUGGGCGCCUGGGAUGACGUUUUGCCUUUGGUUGAAUUCACCUAUAAUAACAGCUUCCAUGCAAGUAUUGGCAUGGCCCCUUAUGAGGCUCUCUAUGACAGGAAGUGUAGAACCCCUUUGUGCUGGUUCCAAGAUGGGGAGUCGGUAGUAGUGGGUCCAGAAUUGCUAAGGCAGACUACCGAGAAGAUCUUGAGAAAGAUAGGACCAGUGGCAUAUGAGGUCGCUCUGCCUCCUCAAUUGGCUAAUCUUCACUCUGUGUUUCACGUCUCACAACUCAGGGAGUACGUACCUGACCCCUCCCAUGUACUGGAAGCAGAAGAUUUACAGAUUAGAGGAGAUCUUUCAGUAGAGGUUCAUCCAGUGGGUCUUGGUGAUUUUCAGACAAGACAACUUAAAGGAAAGGUCAUCAGAUUAGUCCAAGUCAUAUGGGACAAACGGACGGGCGAUUCUACUUGGGAAUUAGAAGAGGAUGUGAGAAGGUCAUACCCGCACAUGUUUGCAGAUUCUGGAGGAUCAGACUCAGCUGGACCCUCUGGAGCUCCAACCCUCAGUUCCCACCCUCCUCGGUAG
Vigna unguiculata (cowpea) is the source of this 918-nucleotide messenger RNA. The record is from RefSeq and is a predicted model, not a curated record. Lineage: Eukaryota; Viridiplantae; Streptophyta; Magnoliopsida; Fabales; Fabaceae.